Molecule: messenger RNA, 2479 nt
Organism: Salvelinus fontinalis (brook trout)
Lineage: Eukaryota; Metazoa; Chordata; Actinopteri; Salmoniformes; Salmonidae
Exons: 6
Coding region: 1059-1883 (274 amino acids)
Source: RefSeq, a predicted model, not a curated record
UUGGUUUACAUUGCUGGCUGAGAUUUAGCUACGGCUCCAUUCACUCCCCUCUCUUUUUCACAUCUCUCUUUCUAAUUCCUUGCCAUAUGUCUAUCAGCAGAGUCCCCCGAACAGAUAUUUGAUUAUCAAAGCCGCCCGGCUGAAAAGGCUCAACUCUCUCUGCCACCAAAACCCCCUUUUCUCCCACCACAUUAAGAUUCCGAGUGUGUCGACACACCACCAGUGGCCUGGUCCUAUAACUCCCCCAGGGGAGGGAGGGACUAUAACCCCAGCUGUACUAGACAUAACAGCCUGACUGGUGCUGUGCUGUUGGGCACACUGGUCAUCAAAGAGGCUCCAUACAGAUUGCCCAUCAUGUGCUAUGUCCACGUGGCAGCAUUUGAAUGGCCAAAUUAGAGUGGAGUGAAUACAUUUCAUUGAUUGAAUGUAGUUGUAUUGUGUGCCUGCCUAAAGCUAAUUAUCUCGUGAACUUGAGAAUAAUGCUUUUUUUUAAAUCUUGUGAACUAAAGCUCUGACAGGGGGGCAUACUGCGGUGAGAUGUACUCACGAGACUCACAGGCUUCCAUCCAUACUAAUGCUGACGUGUCACGGUCACAUGCACAACUGUAUUAUUGCGGGAUAAAACACGUGUUUUUGGAAGAAUAUGAUUACACUGGUGCGGUGCUGAAGGAGAAAAGGACUGUUUCGGUUCUGAAGGAGAGUUGAAGAUGCUGAGUACGGUGCUGACGCCGAUGAAGAUUACAAUGAAUAAAAGUCAUAGCGGCAAUGGAUGCAUGUAUCUGGUAAGGUUAGCCUGGCUAUAGCAGUUUCUUUAGGAGUGGAAACACAGGGAAUAAUCGGUCCCUUCAGGAGAGAGAGCGAGAGACUGGGCAGUGGAUAUGUUUUUUUAAAUGCCAAUAUCAAUAUUGACUGUGGUGGAAUGUCCUGUGGCCAGGAGGGAUGCGUACUCAAGACUGGGCUGACCUGGUUUCACACAGUCUUCUCUUUGUGUUGCCCUCACUACACCCACACAACUCCUCCACAGGACUGGUUUUGGAGUGCCAGUCCAAACUGCCAGAAUGUUGUUAAGAAUCUCCAUGAUCUCAGCUCUUCUUGCAUACUUCCUGCUGUUUGGUUUUGCUCUUGAACGUGAAAAGCAAAGGGAUGGAGGGGUGGAGAAGGUUAAGGAGAAGAAGGUCGGAGAUGUCAUUGAAGUACAAAGGGAUUUGAAGGUGGGAAAAGACAAUAAAGGAAAGAAGAAGAAGGUCGAAGGUGUUGUUGAGGUCAAAAGGGAUCCAAAAGUGGGACACAACAAGACAGGACAGAAGCUGACCCGGAACGAAAAGGUCAAAGGCAAGGAGACAGGAAGUCCAAAAAGUGACAAGGAGCCAAGGAACGACACUCUCUGCUCCAGCAUCGGUGGCAUCUGCCAACGCAGUUCCUACGUCUGUCAGGGGAGGUACCUGAAGGACAAGUGCGCUGCACCUAAGACACACCAGUGCUGUAUGCCAGCCGGGGCUUGGAGCGUCCUGUGUGCCGGUCACCAUAACAACAGAGUGAGGGGUUGUGACUUGUUUGGCUGUGGGGGCUUCAACUCUAGAAGAGAUGGUGACAGCCUCCACAAGGCAGUGGAUGUGGUGUGUGACGAUUACAGCAUUGUCAACGCCCCCUUCUCAGGUACCCUGAGGGGGCCAGUGGUCGGUAUCCAGUACGAUGGCGUUAAACUUACCAACUCUGAGUACUGUGUGAAGAUCUUCAACAUCCGUCCGUACCGCUACGUGGGGCCCAUCUCUCAGGGGGAGGCCCUGGGUUACCUGCUGCCCCUACAGGAGCGCUUCUCUGGCAUCACUUCACACAUGGAGUUACAGAUGUGUGACCGCUCCGACCCAUCACCGUACAUCUGAACACUCCUGGGCCACAUGUGACAGGCCUCUAUAGACGGAGGCUGGGGGACGCUAAGACUUUUUUGAAACCCAAAUACUGAUUUCCCUAAUAUGUGAUGGGAAAAAAACCUCUCUCCACCCAUUCACUUUGACCACAUCCCUAGUACUAUAGAUAAACUACAACCAUAUUUCUCUUGGUAUUCGUCUCUAUGGUCCUCCCAUGUGAGUGAAUAGGCCAGGUACAACUGCAAUUGUCCUUUGCACCAGCAGAGGGCGUUAAACAACAACAUGUUCCGAGAUGCAGUAUUCAUAAUGUACCACAAGAUGAUGCUACACCUCAACACAAACCUCUGUGUUGAGCUGAAAAUGUAUCACAAAAAUAGUUAAUCCAUGCCAACUUCAAUUAAAGUGUGUGUAGGGACUACUAUUUGGAUGGCACUCUUAAGUUAACAAAAAAAAGAAGGCAAACACAGUGGAAAGCAGUACUCCAACCCCCUUAAUUGUGUCUUUUUCAGCUAAUUUUAUCAGUUGUGUCUUUCUAAAUGUAUUUGUGUUUUUCCAUAUAUGAAUGUAGUGCAUGUUCAAUAAAAAAGGCAAAACCAACACUUUAUAACACA